This is a messenger RNA of Trichoderma breve, 945 nucleotides long. RefSeq lists its product as uncharacterized. The transcript is spliced from 2 exons. NCBI's taxonomy places the organism in Eukaryota, Fungi, Ascomycota, Sordariomycetes, Hypocreales, Hypocreaceae. The record is from RefSeq and is a predicted model, not a curated record. The coding region runs from base 1 to 945 and encodes 314 amino acids.
AUGUUUGGCAAGAAAAAGGACCAAAGUAAAAAUGUGUCGCCUUUUGUGAUCAAGACAUGGUUGAACGAGUACAUAGGCGCUCCGGACCCCUAUGUUAAAGACGCUCCGGAUCCAGAUGCCAUAGUGGUCAAAAUAGAGUACUGGUGCAUCUAUGACCUGAUUGGUUUGUUCCUUGGUUUGUUAGGCAGUGCGCCUCUCGCAGCUGACAGGAACAACUUUUUCCUCCCUCUGACGGCUGUCUACGCAAGAUGGUGCACCAGGCUUGCAGGGAAACUGGAUAACAAGGCCAGUCAUCAAGGCGAAGAACCCGGAAUUGGAGAAGUGCCCGCUAUGUUUCAGUGCACUUGGCGUGAGCGGCAAGAUGGGAAAGCUAAGUGGUUUCUUCUCGGCGCAUCGAUGGCUGGAGACAAGUUCUUCAAGACUGAUAGCGGAAGAGAUUGGAAAAGCAAACUGCAAGAACAACGAUUCACCAUGCUGCUCACGCAUCAAAAACCGACAUUGCUGCAACAAGAGGAUUUCAACAAUACUGAGCCUGAAAAAAAUGUGGCCGGGGGGACGGGGAACCUUUGGGGUAAUUGUGCCGAAACAUAUCCCUUUGUCCAUGGCUUGGCUGCUGGGAUAGAGAGCAACAAGAAAGUGCAAGGCCUGGCCCUCUCAAAGAAGUUUAUUGACCAGAAAAUACCUGUCACGGAUUACAGCGGCUACCGCGACGGUAAAAUCUGGGAAAGCGUCGUCCCUCCUUGUAGAAACUGCGCGAAAUUGGUUGAUGACUCCCAUGCCCAGGCGCUCUUCUUUGCAAAAGAAUAUGAGGUAGAAAAGGCCACUUAUCAGAAUGCUCCACCGGGUCCUCCACAAGAGCCAGAGAUUGAGGCAGAAGAGGUUUUUGUAAUACGGGACAUGAAAGAACCACCAGUCCAGGAAAUGGUGGAGGUGGCGUCGAAUUAG